Messenger RNA from Phytomonas sp. EM1, 519 nucleotides. The record is from the annotation of a GenBank genome assembly. NCBI's taxonomy places the organism in Eukaryota, Euglenozoa, Kinetoplastea, Trypanosomatida, Trypanosomatidae.
AUGUCUACCACAGAAAGACAUCAUCAUAACUUUACACUCAAAGAAAUUCGGCGCGAGGCGGCCCCGAUACCUCAUACUAGCUUGGAUUGUGCUGAUAUUCAAUCCUCACUUACAGACUCUGUCGAUGAGUGGGACGCGUCUUUGCGUCCUCUUCCGGAGGACUACAGCAUCUCCGCGAACCCGCGUCGUACCGUUCCUGCUGAAAUCGAUGACGUCGAGAGGGAGCUCGCAGGCGAGGAGGUCCAGGUAACGUUUCACUUUUCGACUUCCGUCAUGCAAUACGACGGCGUCGCGAAGAAGAUUACCGAGCAGGAUGGAAAACUUACCCUUACGCACAACUUUUACAUGGGUCAGAAUAUUGAGCAUCUCAAGGUUUUUUUAGAUGAGUUUUGUGGUCUGCCGUACGAGAAGAUUUCGCUGUAUAUAGGAAAAUUGUUGCUAAUGGAUCCACUAUCCCUCAGUGACUUGCCUUUCAAGGUGAAUGAAAGCAAUGAUAUCACGGUGAUUUUUACGGAGUAA